This is a messenger RNA of Oncorhynchus gorbuscha (pink salmon), 7672 nucleotides long. RefSeq names its product rho guanine nucleotide exchange factor TIAM2-like. NCBI's taxonomy places the organism in Eukaryota, Metazoa, Chordata, Actinopteri, Salmoniformes, Salmonidae. The transcript is spliced from 28 exons. Gene Ontology annotation, biological process: positive regulation of axonogenesis; small GTPase-mediated signal transduction; activation of GTPase activity. The record is from RefSeq and is a predicted model, not a curated record. Gene Ontology annotation, cellular component: membrane; synapse. Gene Ontology annotation, molecular function: guanyl-nucleotide exchange factor activity; protein binding. The coding region runs from base 349 to 5541 and encodes 1730 amino acids.
UCUGGGAGGAGUCCACUAUCUCGGCGUUGGCAGUGACUCGUAACCUAGACUGCGUUGGAAAGCAUGGGACCACGGUGGGUGAGACCCGGAGACAGCGCUGGUGUUAUCAGACAAAUUACAUAGACCACUAAGUGUAGCCAUUGUUUAUGAGUUUACGCAAAAUACGGAACACUAUUCAACGGGAGUUAAGAACAGUCUUCUCUUGACAAUAUUGUAAACCGAUGAUCCUGGCUGUGCAGCAGGAGGACAUAGUGUUGUCUGAGUUGUCUGAGAGCGGAGGAGUUCAGGACCACCAUGCCCGCUGGAAGGCCACACUCUGACAAGACACUGUAGGACACACAGAUCGCAAUGGGAAACUCUGAGAGCCAAUACAGCCUUCAGGGGCCCAAGGGCACCAGCUUAAUCCUCCCCGGGAAACAAAAACCCUACUCACUAAAGUUCCGCUCAACCAAAGAGGAGGUUCUUUCCCCCCAUACGUGGUGGAAAGGUGGGCCAGGGGGCUCGGGUUACAAAGCCAGGACUGUUGGCCGAGGCUGCCUCUCCCCCCCGCAGAGGAGAGGAGAACCGUACGUCACCAGACACUACGAUUAUGUCACCAUGGGGGUGAAGGGCAGUCCAAACUGCCGUCGUUGGCAUGACUCCCCACCAGGAGGCGGCUCACAACUCCCGUCUGAGAAUGGCUGCUGCCCAUUUGAAGGCAGUGGACGCCUGGACAGUAGAGCAUCAGGGGAGCUGAACGACCAUGCUCUGAACGGACACAGGAACCCAGAGAGGAUGCCAGGAGAGGGUGAGGGGCUGGAGGAGCAAAGCAGUCCCAGGGUGGUCAUCAAGAAGGAUGGUAGUUUGAGGGUGGAGUUCACCAACACUAACAGUGGUCUGCUUCUGGACGAGGCCUCUGGGCCGGUGCAGCUGCUCAAAUUCUCCCCCACCCUAGAGUCCACCUCAAGCCUUCCUGGCAGCAGCAGGAGGCCCGAGGCCCACCACGGAGCUCCGCAGCCAGCCUCAACCUCCACCACCAGGACCAGCAAGGGCAGCUCGCUGAGCUCCGAGGGGUCCUGGUACGACUCGCCCUGGGGGCACAGUGCGGACCUCUGCGACCAGGACCAGACCUGCUCCCCCAGUAGGACUAUGGGGAACAGUGGGGCUGACCAGUUAGAGGCCUUUGGCCAACAGUCUCCCCUAGUGUCCAUCUCAGAUCUCUACAGGGACCCUAGUAUGGCUGCCACCUUCCCCACGGCUAAGGACCUGUCGGCCCAGUACAGGGAAUCCCCCCAUCACAUCCAGCACCGGGCCUCCUUUGUUUCGGCCCUGGACGUGCCUACUGAGGAGGAGUGCCCGGAGGCCAGGCAGUACUCGUCCUACACCCUGCCCUGCCGUAAGGCCCGGCCCAGCGGAGAGCGCUCCACCCUGAAGAAGGGCUCUGGCGCAGUCAGAAGUCGCAUGAGACGCCUCAGCGACUGGACUGGAAGUCUUAGCAGGAAGAAGAGGAAGACACAGGGUGUAUACAGAUCUAUGAACUAUCUUCAUGGCUUGGAGCCCCGGUAUAAGGAUGGCAGCGAGGUCUUUGACAGUGGAGUGGAUGGCCUGACAGCUGACACCAGCUCUCCCUCCCAAGUAUCCAGCCUGUGGUACCCUGGCGGUGUGGGGGCCUCCCGGGCCCAGUCGGCAGGGGCUCUCCACCACAGCAACGAUGCCCUUCGUCAGAACAUCUAUGAGAACUUCAUGCGUGAGCUGGAGACAGGGACUGGACAGGGCAGUAGUGGAGGAGGGGGAGCUGGUGAAAGGAGAGACCCAUCUACGGGGACAGAAGAGGGGGAGAGCAGCAGUGAGUCUGCAGGGGGCUCUCUGGAGCAGUUGGACUUGCUGUUUGAGAAGGAGCAGGGGGUGGUACGCAGGGCCGGCUGGCUGUCCUUCAAACCCCUCCUCACCCUGCAUAAGGACAGGAAGCUGGAGAUGGUCACACGCAGGAAGUGGAAACAGUACUGGGUCACCCUGAAAGGUUGUACCUUGUUGUUCUAUGGGAAGGGUUCUCCAGAGCAGGAGCUGUCUCCGCGCUACGCCCUGUUCGCAGAAGACAGUAUCGUCCAGGCCGUUCCUGAGCACCCCAAGAAGGAGAACGUCUUCUGUCUCAGCAACAACUACGGCGAUGUCUACCUCUUCCAGGCCAGCAACCAGACAGACAUGGAGAACUGGGUGACAGCCAUCCACUCUGCCAGUGCCUCUCUGUUCGCUAAGCGCCAUGGGAAGGAGGACACGCUUCGUCUGCUGAGGAGCCAGAUCAGAGGCCUGCUGCAGAAGGUAGACAUGGACGGCAAGAUGAAGAAGAUGGCUGAGCUGCAGCUGUCCAUCGUCAGUGACCCUAAGAACAGGAAGGCCAUCGAGAACCAGAUCCAGCAGUGGGAGCAGAACCUGGAGAAGUUUAACAUGGACCUGUUCAGGAUGCGCUGUUACCUGGCCAGCCUGCAGGGGGGCGAGCUGCCCAACCCCAAGAGCCUGUUAGCUGCAGCCAGCCGGCCCUCCAAAACCGCCCUGGGACGCCUGGGUAUCUUCUCUGUGUCCUCCUUCCACGCUCUGAUCUGUUCCAGGGAUGAGGCCACACUGAGGCGGCGCUCCAUGUCCCUGAGCCAGAGAUCACGUAACAAGAGAGGCCUCUUCUCCUCCCUCAAAGGCCUCGACAACUUCACCAAGAAGGGCCGCGACAAGAGGCCGUCUACAGAACAGAUCUUUGAAAGUGAUGAAGGCGGACAGGCCUUCUGCCUCCCACACACUAGUUCUGAGAGACUGGACAGCUUGGCCAACCACUACUCUCUGGCUCCCCCCGAGAGUGGCCUUUGGGAGAGCAGUGGAGAAACACUGACCUGUGUGUACAUGCCCGACAGCCACGCCAUCCAAGUGCCUAUGAGACGAGACCAUACAGUGGCUGAUGUCGUCUCCCUAGCCUGCAAGUUGAAUCAGCUGGACCCUAGCCUGCACUGCCUCAGACUACACAGAUGCUUGGCCCAGAACGUAGAGGUCCGCACCCCUGCACCAAGCGAACUACUACAUGACCUGUUGUAUGAUGAGCUUGAGGUGUUCCUGCUGAAUGUGUUCACCUUGCAGAUGACCAGACCUGCCUGCACUGGGGACUUUGGCUUUGCUGUGACAGGCCACAUAGACGGACAGAGGAACAGCCGCAUAUUUGUCAGUGAGGUGCUGUCUGAUGGACUGGCCUUUAGUGAAGGGCUGAGACCAGAUGAUGAGAUUGUGGUUCUGAACGGUCGAGGCGUGUCCACUCUGGACCUGGGUCUGAUCCAGAUGUUGUUUUCGGAGCAGACCCUCCAGCUGACCCUCAGACGGGAAGCCGUGUCCACCUCACCCCUAAACUCUGGUCCCUCGACCCCGACCCCACUUCUCAACCAAUCACAGCUGCUGCAGGACUUCCUGGACACACACCACCGCGCCAAGUCCAGCACAGAUGUCUCUUUGGUGCCAGAGGUCCCUGGUGAGUCCCUAGGCUCUGGGCUGGAGAAUCGUCUACAACACUCCCGCCACAGCCACAGGGCCGUACAACACAGCAAGAGCGUGGAGACGCUGUACCACACCUUCCAAGAGGGCUCCGGGGGCCUGAUGGAGGGCCACAAAGAUCCCCCAAACCCAGGGGCCGAGCCCACCCUACUCAGAACCUGCCCCCGACACAUGAGCUCCACCGAGAGGCUCAGCAAGGUCAUCCAGGAGCUGGUGGACACAGAGAAGUCCUACGUCAAGGACCUGAGUUGCCUCUUUGAGAUCUACCUGAAGCCCUUGCAGAAUGAGACCUUCCUCACUCUGGAUGAGAUGGAUAGUCUGUUUGGCAGCCUGCCAGAGAUGCUGGACUUCCAGCGGGUGUUCCUGCAGACGCUGGAGGAGAGGAUCGCCUCUUCACCUGACUUCCGAACGCUGGAGACCCCUGAGCAGUUUAAGAAGCUUCUCUUCUCUCUGGGUGGAUCCUUCCUGUACUACGCUGAUCACUUCAAACUCUACAGCGGUUUCUGUGCCAACCACAUCAAGGUCCAGAAAGUCCUGGAGAGAGCGAAGACUGACCUGGCCUUUAAGGAGUUUCUGGAUGCGAGGAACCCAACGAAGCAGCACUCGUCCACCCUGGAGUCCUACCUGAUCAAACCAGUCCAGAGAGUGUUGAAAUACCCUCUACUUCUCAGAGAGCUAGUGUCCCUUACUGACACAGACAGCGAGGAGCACUACCACCUCACAGAGGCCCUGAAGGCCAUGGAGAAGGUGGCCAGCCACAUCAAUGAGAUGCAGAAGAUAUAUGAGGACUAUGGCUCUGUGUUUGACCAGCUGGUGGCAGAGCAGAGUGGCCCUGAGAAGGAGGUCACGGAGCUUUCCAUGGGAGAAUUCCUCAUGCAUUCCUCUGUCGUCUGGCUCAACCCCCAUGUCUCGCUGGGCCGCAUGAGAAAGGACCCCGACCUGACCGUGUUUGUGUUCAAGAAGGCGGUGAUACUCGUCUAUAGGGAGAGCAACAAGCUCAAGAAGAAGAUGACCGCCCCUCGCUUGGCGCACUCCCAUGGAGACCUAGACCCCUUCAAGUUCCGCUGGCUCAUCCCGCUCUCUGCAUUGCAGGUCCGACUAGGCAACACUACAGGAACUGAGACGACCUGCAUCUGGGAGCUGAUACAUACCAAGUCUGAACUGGAGGGAAGGCCAGAGACUGUCUUCCAGCUGUGUAGCAGUGUCCCAGAGUGCAAAGUCAACAUUAUCAAGGUUAUCCGCUCCAUCCUCCGGGAAAACGUCAGGCGGAACAUGCGCCCGGCCGAGAGGGGGUGUAAGGAGCGCCUCACGCCUCUACGCAGCACCCUGCCCUCCUCUGCCCGGAUAGGUUCGACCAGAGCCUCCUGGCUGUGUAAGCAGCCCCUGCUGGAUCUCCCCUCACCAACCAGCACACUGAAACCUGGCCAACCUGACUCUGACGAGGGCAGCCUGAGCAGCGGCACCCACAGCACCUCUGGCGCUCCCCCAGCCAACGGUCCCACACAGCCGAAGACACUGCCCACCCGACAGGCCUGGUCCCGGGGCUCCCUGGGUAGCCAGCGCUCCUCUGUCUCUAGCUCUGUGAAGGAGUCAGACAUCUUGAGUGAUGAGGACGAUGAUGAGUUCAGUGAGUCUGGGGGGCGGCAGAAGGGGCAAGGGAGCUCCCCGACGAGCGCCAUCGAGGCCCAGUUUCUCAGUCUGAGGCUGUCGGAGGAAGCGGCGUCCUCCCGGGCGCCGGCUCCCCGCGUGCAGCCAGAGGGAGCGGAGGUGGACACCCCGGAGAGCCCGGCCAAACUGGUUCAGGGCCACAUCUGCCCCGUGAAGAGGAAAGGCAGCAGCAGCCUGCGGCAUGGCCAGGGUGAACACAGCCGUUCCCUGGACAGCCAGACAGAUGUGGCAACGAUGGACCUCAACGCUCUACUGGAGAGAGAGUUCAGUGUGCAGAGCCUCACCUCCGUGGUUAACGAAGACUGUUUCUACGACCCUACGGACUCCUCAGACACCACAUACACUGGCAGUGCCCCCAACGCCUCGUAGGGUCAGGGAUGGACACAAGGAGAGGAAGAAGGACCAAACCUCUGCCCAGCCCCCUGCUCCCUGCCUCGGGGCAAUCCCAGUUCUGUUCUGUCCUAGUCCCAGGGUAUCACAGGGUUCUGUUGUGCCUCAGCUCUGAAGUUAAACUGUGUUCCUGUGAGUGCAUACAGUAGGCUGGUCGUUCCAUGAAAUUAGUCCUUUUGGGAUAACUUGGGGGGGGUUUAUUUCACCUAAUUUUAACAUUGUCAUGAAGAGCACAUGUUCUACAAUGUGCAAUGUAUAGUAAGUGCCAAAUAUAGUAACAGGGUUGAGGAUUUCAUCUUAAAUCAGACAUAAAUCCCCUUGUGACUGGGGAAAUGGAAGCAUGCUGUGUGCAACAGGGAGGGACAAUUUAAUGCAAACUUCACAAAAAAAAUGUCUAGCCUGUCUGAGUAACACGUUGAAUGUGUUAUGCUCGAGCCACUCAGUUUUCCACCACAAAUCACCAGAAAAUGGCACAAAAUAGUACAACUAGCUCACCUGCUUUUAAACUUUUAUUUGUCUAUUAGGUGUUUCUUUGUGUAAACCUUUGACUGGUACUGUAUUUAAAAAGGAGUAGUUUCACCAUAUUAAAAUGGGAGUUCACUUCAAGUAACAGAGUCGAUCUUAAAAUGAGGGACAGAGGUAAAUGAAUCACUAAUCGCAUUAAAUGAAUCCUCUUCAGAAAUGACUGCCAAAGCAACAAAAUAAGUAGGGCUUUACAAUGGUGGUGAAAUUUGGAGAAAUGUAGUAGGUUAACAUCUUUCUAGAAGUCAUAUAUGGUACACAUCAAAAUGCAUAUUUAUUGAAUGUUCCAAGUUGGGCACUUCAUUUCAUACAACAGGCUUUUAAAAUACAAUAUUGGUGCACAGUUUCUACUGAAAAUAUCAAAGGGAUGAAUUACAUUUACAUUUACAUUUAAGUCAUUUAGCAGACGCUCUUAUCCGCAUUACGUGGAACGACCAAGGCAGAUCCCACCUGCUUAGCUAUGCACAGGUGUCAAAGGACAGAUGAGUUGGUUUCCCCCCUAGAGAGAGACGAGGUGACUCUGUCCCUGAUAAUGACGGCAAGGAAUCUGCCGAGCACUGAUGCACAAUGUAGCUCCGCCUCCACCCAGCGCUCUACUGUGUAUGCCUCACUCUCCCCUUCUCUAAGGGGCCAUCUCAAUUGGCUUCCUCCCCUCGUCUCCUCGAUAUAGGAGAGGUGAGUAUAAUUUUGAUGGAUAGACUUUGCUCUCAUCAGUCAGAGGAAAUGAGAUGAGGAUGCCACUUGAGAUUCACCCUAAAAGAUUCACUUUCUGUAGGAGUUAGGGCUCUAGUUCAAUCUGUAUCGCUGGAAGUUCAGCGUUACGGGAUUGAACUUAUUAAAGGGAAUGUUCCCGUGUUAGCGAAGACUGCAUUCUGGGUAAAUGUUGCAUAUGUUCAAUUAAGCUUAUGUUUCUAAGCUUAGUCUGUGAUGCUUUAUCAAUAGACUGAACAAAGCCCUUCAUCUGAAUCAACAGGAUUGAAUGGACAUAGAUUUUUAUUGCGACUCUGCCUUUCUGUAUUUUGUGCACUAAAGUACACUGUUUGCCUAUAUUUGAAACAUCAUGGGAUUUGUGUUCAUUUUUAAGCAAUGUUUAUUUAUUGAUCUGCAAAAUAAAUGGGGUUAAGGCUUGAAUUGAAGAAAGUUUCUCCCAAUUAGAUGUGUAUUGAAUGAGUAUGGUUGUCGUCCUCCUAACGCGUAGCUUCCAGUGUGUACAGGCGUUGUCAAAUAAAACGGCAUGAUUUCAUUGAAACCAUGCGUUGUCAACUUGCCCUGUUUGCAGCUCCCAUACGUUUAUUUUCUAUGUACUUGUGUACAUAUUUUUCCAGAAUAGCUGUACUGUAAGUUAAUUUGAAUCUUUUAUAUUCUUACACAUACUUGACAUUUCUACAGGUAGAUACGGCUGUAAUUUGCAAUAAAUACAGUACCACAAGUAGUUUGGGUAUAUUUUUGUAAAGGUAUUUUAUUUUUUAGCCGUUGCAUCUUGAAGCUACUGUUUGCCCUCGACUCCACUUUGACGCUUGCGUACCAAUGAAUGUGAAAAGCCCCUUUUCUUAUGGAACUGUUUUAUAAAUAAACGUUAUCUGCGAGA